AUGAGCAACUUCCACAAAGCACUUAUCUUCUUUGUUGGGUUUGUUUCCUCAAUUUUUUUUCAAAUUUCAACUGCAUCUGUCGUUUCAACAGGAGACUUCAAUAAGGACUUCUUUGUGAUAUGGUCUCCUACCCAUGUAAACACAUCGGCUGAUGAACAGACAAGAAGCUUGAAACUGGAUCAAGAAUCUGGAGCUGGUUUUGCUUCGAACCAGAUGUUUUUAUUUGGGAAAAUUGACAUGCAAAUCAAACUAGUACCAGGUCAUUCUGCAGGCACAGUCCUGGCCUAUUAUUUGACCUCUGAUCAACCCAAUCGAGAUGAGAUAGACUUUGAGUUUCUAGGUAAUGUCUCUGGCCAGCCAUAUAUUUUGCAAACAAAUAUUUUUGCAGAUGGGUUUGACAAUAGAGAGGAGAGGAUUUAUCUGUGGUUUGAUCCAACAAAGGACUUCCAUACUUAUUCUGUGUUGUGGAAUCUGCACCAGAUUGUGUUUAUGGUGGACAUGAUUCCUAUAAGAGUGUACAGAAACCACGCGGACAAAGGAGUACCAUUUCCUAGAUGGCAGCCAAUGAGUCUGAAAGUGACAUUGUGGAAUGGUGAUACGUGGGCAACAAGAGGUGGCCAAGAUAAGAUUGAUUGGACAAAGGGACCCUUCAUAGCUUCAUUUAGAAAUUACAAGAUUGAUGCUUGUGUGUGGAAAGGGAACCCGAGGUUUUGUAGAGCAUCUAACCCUACCAAUUGGUGGAACCAAUACAGCUUUAACUCACUUACAUCUACACAAAGAAAGUGGUUCAAAUGGGUUAGGAAAUACCACACCAUAUAUGACUACUGCCAAGACAAUGAGAGGUUCCAAAACAAUCUUCCAAGGGAAUGUUCUCUUCCAAAGUAUUGA
Gastrolobium bilobum is the source of this 888-nucleotide messenger RNA. RefSeq names its product probable xyloglucan endotransglucosylase/hydrolase protein 10. Gene Ontology annotation, cellular component: cell wall; apoplast. Gene Ontology annotation, molecular function: hydrolase activity, hydrolyzing O-glycosyl compounds; xyloglucan:xyloglucosyl transferase activity. The transcript is spliced from 4 exons. Gene Ontology annotation, biological process: xyloglucan metabolic process; cell wall biogenesis. Lineage: Eukaryota; Viridiplantae; Streptophyta; Magnoliopsida; Fabales; Fabaceae. The record is from RefSeq and is a predicted model, not a curated record. The coding region runs from base 1 to 888 and encodes 295 amino acids.